This is a messenger RNA of Hylaeus anthracinus, 1230 nucleotides long. RefSeq names its product DNA-directed RNA polymerase II subunit GRINL1A (gene Polr2M). Gene Ontology annotation, molecular function: transcription elongation factor activity. The record is from RefSeq and is a predicted model, not a curated record. Bases 232 to 1230 code for a protein of 332 amino acids. Lineage: Eukaryota; Metazoa; Arthropoda; Insecta; Hymenoptera; Colletidae. Gene Ontology annotation, cellular component: nucleus. Gene Ontology annotation, biological process: transcription elongation by RNA polymerase II. The transcript is spliced from 5 exons.
UUGUUGCAAUAUUCUGUUCGCUAAAUAAAAUGUUGUUACGGCCCUAUCUUCACUCGAUUUAUACAAUUUUCAAAUAGAAGAAUACAAUUGAUUAAAACAGUAUUAAUUUAUUUGCAACGUGAACAUAAAAAAAUAAAUACUGUGUAAUAUAUAUUGAAAUAUGCCAUAUUCUGUUAUAUGAGAUUUCAUUUAAAGAUUUUCUGAACGUUUAUAUAAAAAGUACAAAAAGAAAUGUAUCAAAGAAAAGUGAUCAACAAAAUUCCAGGCGAGCUGCCACCUCCUCCUAAACAGGAAAAUCAAGGAUUUAUAGAAGAUUUAGGAAAGAAACAAAAAUUUGAAUUAGAAGAACUGUUACAAAGGCAAAAUAAGAUUCUUGCUAAUAAAUCAUUUUUAUCAAAACUUCCAGACAAGGGUGAAAAGAUAAAAAAUUUUAGGGAUAAAAUACUGAAAGAACUAGAGCACAAAAAUGAGAUUGAAAAUGCAGCUAAUCUUUUAUCGAGACUAAAUCUAGCAUCUGAGGGUAAAGUUGCUAUGAAUGAAUUAGAAUGGACAGGGAAAUAUAGUGAAAAAAAAAAUGCAGUAAAAGUUGUUGAACUUGACAGCGAUGAUGAAGAAGAUCCUUUAAAAAUAUUGGCACAACCUACAGGCUCUGGAGUUCAUAAGAAGAAAAUUAUACAUUUACCACCAGAGGAGAGUUUAAUUAAAUCAGAAGAUUUAGCAGAAAUAGAAUCUUUUAAAGCUGCAUCUUCAGAAGUAGAACAUGUACAAUAUAUAGUCAACAAAGUAGAAAAACCUCCAGAGGAAAAAAAUCGGAAAAAGGAACUAUUUAAACCAUAUAAAACAACCAAAUCUAAUGUGCAUGAUCCAGAAAAAGAAAAACAAAGAAAGCAAAAUAAACACUGGGAAGUUACAGCAGCCACACCUCCACCCAUAGUUCACAGUGCAGCAAAAAUUAUAAACUUAAAUGAAUCAUUAAAAUUACAAAUGGAACAUGCUGCAAAACUUCAAGAAAUUCAAACGAAACAUGCAGCAGAAAAAUUAGCUGAACAACUUGGUUUACAUGGCAUUGGCCCUCUGCCUAAGAGUGUAGGUAGCUAUCAUUUACGAGAUGAGAAAAACUGUAGUUCAUCUUCCACUUCCGAAGAUGAAGAAGAAAACGAAGUACACGACGAAGAGGAUAAUGAUAAAAGAGGGACGGUCGUUUUUACAAUAGAUAGUGUAGAAAACUAG